Phycomyces blakesleeanus NRRL 1555(-) is the source of this 1271-nucleotide messenger RNA. RefSeq lists its product as hypothetical. Gene Ontology annotation, biological process: endocytosis; plasma membrane tubulation; actin cortical patch localization. The transcript is spliced from 4 exons. Lineage: Eukaryota; Fungi; Mucoromycota; Mucoromycetes; Mucorales; Phycomycetaceae. Gene Ontology annotation, cellular component: medial cortex; mating projection tip; actin cortical patch. The coding region runs from base 1 to 1239 and encodes 412 amino acids. The record is from RefSeq and is a predicted model, not a curated record. Gene Ontology annotation, molecular function: protein binding; lipid binding.
AUGUUAAAUAAUCAACAGGGAUGUUCUGCACUACUUGAAAACCUUUUUGCACCUUCUAUGGGAUGCCAUACAAAUGAAGAUGGAUCUACUAGACCCGCGCCUACAGAUAUACCAUUCGGCAGUCUCCAAGCUGCACAGGAUUAUGCAACAGCCAUGAAUUACUGUCGCGAUGAAAUUAUGCAAGAACUAGAUGCAUUGGAUAAAAGUGUAAUCCAACCUACUGAUCAGUUGGCAGCAUUAACCAAAGUGAUCCAAAAGACAAUUGUCAAGCGCCAGCACAAACUACUUGAUUAUGACCGGUUUCGUACAUCCCACCAAAAAUACGCUGCCAUUGCUGACAAGGGACCAAGUGAAGAAAAGCAUAUGAUCAAGCUGCAAAGUCAGCUGGAGACAGCAACCCAGGACUACUUUUACCUCAAUAAUCUUCUCAAGCGAGAUCUGGCAGAGUUUCUGAGACUGGCGGCUUUGUUUAUCCAGCCUGUCCUGGAAGACUUUUAUGAGAUCCAGUGCCGGGUUCUUGGCGGCAUGUAUGGGCGGAUCUACGAGGUUGCCGAAACCCACCGGGCAGUGUUCCUGACACUCGACAAGAGUUUGCAGGUCGGAUAUGAGUGGCGGCUGGGUCAACGCCCGGUGGAUCAGGAAAUGAAGCAAUUGAGUAUUUUACAAAAGAGCACUGGAGCACAGUUGGGAUAUAGAGCAGACUCCUUGGAAGACCGGAUGAAGAACCGUGAUCCUGUUUACAAUAACAAUCCCGACAGAUUGUCGACUGCGUCACUCAAACCUGCCAUGUCAGCAAAACCAUUGAUGGCACCCAAACCAACCAUGGCACCCAAGCCAACCAUGACACCAAAGCCAGCAAUGGGAUCUAAAUCAUACAACCACUACCAACAACAGCAGCAAUAUGAAGAGAAGGAUGAAGAAGGAGAAUAUAUGGGAUCAAGAUUUGGAUCAUUGGCACUAUCAUCACCGUCACCACCACAAACAACAACAAACAAACCAAAGACACGUAUGCCUCCUCCCCCUCCACCACCAAAACCAAAGGCAAAGGCAAAGGUUGCUGUAGUGCACUAUGUGAUUGCAUUGUACGAUCUUGAUGCUCAACAGGCGGGAGAUCUUACCUUUCGACAGAAUGAUCGGAUUGAAUUGAUCGAGAGAACAGCAGAUGAACAGGACUGGUGGAAAGGACGAUUGGGAGAUCAGGUUGGAAUGUUUCCAGGCAACUAUGUGACACUGGAAUAAUAAAUACAUACACAAUACAAGAUCCAACCAUC